AUGAUUUUGGAGGCCGCGCACAAGCGUUACUAUUAUGUAAUAGUGCUAUUAUGUACAAUAGCCAUAGAGGUGUCCCCCUACAGGGAACCUAUAGUCGGCUGCAGCCUGCCCAACGAGGACAUCGCCGGCUUCAUGAGCCGCCCAGGAGAUAUCGUAAUAGGGGGGACCUUCCCAGUUCAUUUUAAUAUCAUCUACAGGGAUCUUCAUUUCACCAGCAAGCCUGGGGGGCCUCAGUGCCAGAUGAUCUCUUCAGAGUUUUACCUAAGCCUCCGGGCCCUCAUAUUUGCCAUUGAGGAGAUUAAUGCCGACCCAGAGGUCCUGCCCAACGUUACACUGGGCUUCCAUAUCUUUGACACAUGUAAAACAUUACGGCGAGCGGCACAGGGAACGCUAUUAAUGCUCUCGGGAGGAAAGGAAAUCACCCCAAACUAUCAUUGUUAUAAAGGGCCCCCUCUUGCUGGCGUCAUUGGCGAUCCUGCCUCCAGACGUUCCAUUCUUAUGGCCCAAAUCUUGGGACUGUACCGAUACCCACAGGUAAGUUAUUUGGCAACCAGCCCAAUCCUCAGCGACCGGAACCUGUUCCCUUCCUUUUUCCGUACCGUACCUAGUGAUGAGUUCCAGAUGAGAGGUCUUGCUCAGCUGAUCUCUCAUUUUGGUUGGUCUUGGUUUGGACUCCUGGCUAAUGAUGAUGAUUAUGGACAAUUCGGGCUUCAGAUAGUAAAGCAGGAGAUCAUGAAGGCCGGAGCUUGCGUGGCCUUUGCUGAGAAUAUAUUGACCAGUAAGCCUGACAGGAACGCCCCGUAUCUUGCCCGGGUGAUAAAGACUUCAACUGCAAAGGUCGUGGUUGUGAUAACUUCUGAUUCAGAUUUCCUGAUCAUGGUGGAAGAGUUGUUGAGGCAGAAUGUGACUGGAAACACUUGGAUAGCCAGUGACGCUUGGGCAACUUCAACGUUACUUUCUAAUAAGAGAUUCAAUGGUAUUUUGUCUGGUACUGUUGGUUUUGCCAUCUAUCACGGGCAGAUGCCGCAGUUCAACGAGUAUCUCAACAGCCUCAGCCCUUCCCAAGACCUUCAUGAUUCAUUCCUGAAGGAAUUGUGGGAGCAAUCUUUCUCUUGCAGAUGGCUUGAUCAAGAGAAUGUCCAUGCCUUGGCUUUCAAUGGAACACUGAGACUUCUCCAUUACGUCAAACAUGUAAACUUUCAGACCAAAGACGGGAGACGAGUCUUCUUUGAUGCCAAAGGGAACCCUCCAGCUAUGUAUGACAUUGUAAACUGGCAUGUUCCUCUAUCCAAGUGCAGCCCAAGUUGUCCUUCAGGAUUUAGGAAGGUGAUUGUACCAGGGAAACCCCUUUGUUGCUAUGAGUGUGCCCGGUGUCCCCAGGGGCAGUUUUCAAAUGAGACCGAUGCUGCGGAAUGUCAUCCAUGUUCUUGGGACACGUGGCCCAAUCUACAGCAGGACAGAUGCCUACCAAGGCCUAUAGAGUUCCUUUCCUAUGGAGAUCCUUUGGGUUACAGCUUAGCAGUCAUCUCCAGCUUCUCUUCUUUAACCCCAAUUACUAUAUUGGGAGUUUUUAUUCGUUAUAAUAAAACACCAAUAGUCCGAGCCAACAACUACUCCCUUAGCUGCCUUCUCCUGCUUUCCCUGUUCCUCUGUUUCCUUUGCUCUUUAGGGUUCAUUGGUUACCCACAGCCUGAAAAGUGCCUUCUGCGCCAGGUGGCAUUUGGGAUGGUUUUUGCCCUCUGCAUCUCCUGUGUUCUGGCCAAAACCAUCACUGUUGUCAUUGCCUUUAAUGCAACCAAACCCAGCAGCAGGUUAAGGAAGUGGACAGGGGUGAAGGUCUCCUACUGUGUCAUUGGGUUUUGUAUCUUUGUUCAGAUAACUGACUGUGCACUUUGGCUGAUCUUCUCUCCUCCCUUCCAUGAACUUGACACUGACACACAACCUGGUGUGAUCAUAGCUAACUGCAAUGAAGGGUCACCCACGGCUUUCUGGUGCAUGCUGGGAUACCUUGGACUCUUGGCCACCAUCAGUUUCAUUGUUGCCUUCCUGGCCAGACGCCUCCCUGACAGUUUCAAUGAAGCCAAAUUGAUCACAUUCAGUAUGUUGGCUUUCCUCAGUGUGUGGGUGUCCUUUAUCCCAGCCUAUCUCAGUGCCCGGGGCAUGUAUACUGUGGCAAUGGAGGUCUUUGCCAUCCUGUCUUCCAGUUGGGCUUUGGUGGUCUGCAUAUUCAUGCCAAAAUGUUACAUUGUUUUGUUCAGGCCCAACCUGAACUCCAGAGAACAUCUCAUGGGGAAAGGUAGAGGUCAAAAAUAA
Xenopus tropicalis (tropical clawed frog) is the source of this 2313-nucleotide messenger RNA. Its product is annotated as taste receptor type 1 member 1. Gene Ontology annotation, cellular component: cell periphery; membrane; plasma membrane. The record is from RefSeq and is a predicted model, not a curated record. The coding region runs from base 1 to 2313 and encodes 770 amino acids. Gene Ontology annotation, biological process: G protein-coupled receptor signaling pathway. Gene Ontology annotation, molecular function: G protein-coupled receptor activity. The transcript has 6 exons. Lineage: Eukaryota; Metazoa; Chordata; Amphibia; Anura; Pipidae.